AUUUCGUUGCUUUCUUUCCCCUGUGUUUCCUCGUUUCUGCUCCCGGAAACAACUUACUUCACUUGGUCCAGUCAUCGUUAAAUAUCCCCUCCUCCCUCUAGAAUCCUUGGCAACGGACGCAAGCAGCUGAACGGAUCGAUACCUGAGAAAACACGUGGAAUCGGAGAAUGAUCCAGGAGAGCAAAGAAGAUGUGGAGUCCGGAGCCUCUUCCGUCGCCGCGCAGGAGGAUGGCUUCGAUGCCACUCUCGUAAGCACCACAGAAAGACGGUUAAUGACCAAAAUCGAUCUGCACCUGCUCCCCGUGCUCUGUGUGCUCUAUCUGCUUGCGUUCUUGGACCGUGUCAAUAUCAGCAAUGCUGUCAUAUUUGGGCUGAGGAAGGAUCUUGGUAUUGAAUCAGGCAACAGAUAUAAUACCGCCCUGACUAUAUUUUUUGUUCCAUACAUCUUAUUUGAGAUCCCAUCAAAUAUUCUACUGAAGAAAUUGAAGCCUCACGUUUGGCUGUCGGGAUGCAUGUUUGGCUUCGGGCUUGUUACUCUUUGCCAGGGCUUAGUGCAAAACUAUGCAGGCCUCCUAGUCACACGAUUUUUGCUUGGCUUAUUGGAAACUGGCAUGUUUCCAGGAUGCUUCUACCUCCUUGGGAUGUGGUACCGGCGUACUGAAGCCCAGAAACGGUUCAGUUUCUUCUUCAGCUCCACUACUCUUGCCGGUGCCUUCGGAGGCUUGCUUGCAAGCGCUAUUGGAAGGUUGGAUGGUGUGCGUGGUUUUCUUGGAUGGCGGUGGAUUUUCAUCCUGGAAGGGCUGAUAACAUGCAUCGUCUCCUUUGCAUUUUUCUUCGUGAUACCUGGCUUCCCAGAAGAAGCGAAAUGGUUAAACGAAGAAGAACGGGCUUUCAUUCGGGGCAAACUUGCCAAGGAUGUUGGUGCUGCGGGCCAUGAGGUCUCGCUGCAUUGGAAGGACGUGCUUGAUGUCUUCAAGGACUAUAAGAUCUUUGUUGGAGGACUUAUGUACUUCGGCCUGGUUGUGCCUGCUUACGGAUACGCUUACUUCGCUCCCACCAUUAUCAGGACAUUUGGUUAUGGGCCCAUUCAAACCCAACUCCACUCCAUCCCUCCAUGGGCCGCGGCCUUCGGCGUCUCUCUUACAGUCGCAUACCUAUCCGACCGCCUGCGUAACCGCUUCGCUUUCACUCUCAUCCCUAUUUGCAUAGCGAUUGCGGGGUUUGCCAUCCUCCUUAAUGUCCACGGUGAGGCUAACCGUGCGCUUCAAUACGGGGCCCUGUUCUUGAUUACGUCCGGCGCAUACAGUGCCAUGCCAAUUAUCAUUUGCUGGUACUCCAUGAACCUCGGCGGCCAUAAGCGCAGAUCUGUCGGCAUCGCGUGGCAGAUUGGAUUCGGAAAUAUCGGCGGAAUUAUCGCGACCUACUCGUUCCUCCAGAAGGACAGCCCUCAAUUUAGGCCUGGCCACGUGAUCAGUAUAUCCUUCAUCUGUCUCUCCGCUGCGAUGUGUGUCGUUUAUUUCUUCCUCCUUCUGCACCGUAACCGUACCCGCGACAAGCUGGCAGCAGUUGAUUCUUCAGGUGCUCUGAAGCAAGCCGCGAUAGAUCCUCUUCAGGGAGACUUGAGUCCCUCAUUUAGAUACCAGUUGUGAAAGCGCUGUUUACUUCUUCUUUCAGCUUCUUCUCCCCCCUUUCUCUUCACUUCUCUUCUCUUUUCUUUUCUUUUCUUUCGGUUUUUCCGUUUGCGCUUUGGUUACGUGGACAUUCAGUUUUGCGGAUAUGGCCAUUUGAUACCAAACGUAUCCAGGUUGCAUUACCAGUUAACUAUUAG
Molecule: messenger RNA, 1828 nt
Organism: Histoplasma capsulatum G186AR
Lineage: Eukaryota; Fungi; Ascomycota; Eurotiomycetes; Onygenales; Ajellomycetaceae
Exons: 10
Coding region: 168-1649 (493 amino acids)
Biological process (GO): transmembrane transport
Cellular component (GO): plasma membrane
Molecular function (GO): transmembrane transporter activity
Source: RefSeq, a predicted model, not a curated record